This is a messenger RNA of Solanum verrucosum, 894 nucleotides long. RefSeq lists its product as uncharacterized. NCBI's taxonomy places the organism in Eukaryota, Viridiplantae, Streptophyta, Magnoliopsida, Solanales, Solanaceae. The transcript is spliced from 3 exons. The record is from RefSeq and is a predicted model, not a curated record.
AUGAAGAGGUCUUCAACGGAGGACCAAAUAUAUCGAACAAUCAAAGAUUCAAUCAAGGUCAUGAAGGAUACUUGGUCAAAGGAUCUCACUGAUAUUCAUUCAUUGAUACGGGAGUUGGUUGGAAACCUUACUACGAGUAAAUCGGGAACUGUGGAAUUUCAACAAUUUUGUGGGGAAAAUUCAGAGCUAUGGAUUUAUCCGGUUGAACGCUACUUUAGGUUUUAUGAGAUUAUAGAAAACAACAAGUUAGAUCUCGCUCCAUGCUAUCUCGACGACAUAACUUUGCAGUGGUAUCAUUGGCUUUUUCAGAACAAACAGUUGGCGGAUUGGAAAUAUUUUACUGAGAAAGUGUUGAUUCAUUUACAUAAAUGCUACCUCGAAUAGCCAAAAGAAAACUUGUCCAAUCUUUAGGAGUGGAGAAAUAUAAUUGAUUCAUCUGUGCUUCAAAACUAUGAGGAGAAAUCUGAACGCAAAAGAAAAAUGGUUGUGCACAAGGUGUUUGACCGAAAGUUCUCUGGUUACUUUCCCACAUUUUUUGCUGAGACACAAUCAGACACUCCAAUUGAAAUGGAUAGUGAAGCGGUUACAAAUAUUAAAAAGUGUGGCAAAUCUUAUGGGGGAGAAGAACAUGAUGAAGGUAAUUUACUGUUAAACGUUGGUGCGACUACCUUCGUUUUUCAUAUUCAAGGAAUUGCAUCAAAUCUCACUUAUGGGAGAGAAGAACACGAUGAAGGUAAUCUAUUGUUGAACCUUAGUGCGACUACCUUCGUUGUUCAUGUUCAGAAAAUAGCAUUGAAUCUCUAUGUAUGGGAUCCCAGAAUUAGUUCCGAGUUCCAGAUUCUAACAAGUUCUAAUAAGAUUGUAAAGGCACGUGCAUUGUUUGAAGAAAUUUAA